This is a messenger RNA of Triticum dicoccoides, 429 nucleotides long. Its product is annotated as periplasmic beta-glucosidase-like. Gene Ontology annotation, biological process: glucan catabolic process. NCBI's taxonomy places the organism in Eukaryota, Viridiplantae, Streptophyta, Magnoliopsida, Poales, Poaceae. Gene Ontology annotation, molecular function: beta-glucosidase activity. Bases 1 to 429 code for a protein of 142 amino acids. The record is from RefSeq and is a predicted model, not a curated record. The transcript has a single exon.
AUGCACAACCAUAACUUUGGGAGACGCGUCGUGGACACCGGCAAGUACGACUACGACAUCGUGGUGGUCGGUGAGCCGCCGUAUGCCGAGAUAGCGGGCGACAACCUGAACCUGACAAUCCCGGAUCCCGGCCCGGCCGUGAUCCAGACCGUGUGGGAGAGUGUCAAGUGCGUGGUGGUGCUCAUCUCCGGAAGGCCGCUGGUGGUCGAGCCGUACGUCGGCGCCAUGGACACGUUCUUGGCCGUGUGGCUGCCUGCCUCGGAGGGUCAGGGUGUUGCCGACGUGCUGUUCAGUGACUACAGGUUCACCGGGAAGCUGCCGCGGAUGUACUUCAGGUUGGUGGACCAGCUGCCGAUGAACGUCAGUGACGAGCACUACGACCCGCUCUUCCCCUUCGGGUUCGGGCUCACCACCGAGGCGAGGAAAUGA